Messenger RNA from Colletotrichum lupini, 273 nucleotides. RefSeq lists its product as uncharacterized. NCBI's taxonomy places the organism in Eukaryota, Fungi, Ascomycota, Sordariomycetes, Glomerellales, Glomerellaceae. Bases 1 to 273 code for a protein of 90 amino acids. The transcript is spliced from 2 exons. The record is from RefSeq and is a predicted model, not a curated record.
AUGCUGCCCGCUAUAUUUAUUGCCCUCGCCGCUGCUCUCGCCCCGGUGCUCGCUGGGCCCGUCGCGGGGCCCGUUGCCGAGCCCGAAGGCGCCUUACAGCAGCUCGAGGCCCGCAAGGCGGAGUACACCUGCAUGUCGCCGUGGUGUAAUAUCCUGAAGGACUGUAGCUGCCCGGGAACUGCCUCCUUCAACCAGAAGCCCGCCUUCCUCUCCAAUAGCGGCUGCCGUUCGAAGGCUGGCGCCGACAACCACCCCGCCUGUAAGGUUGUCUGA